UAAAAGCACAGACAGGGCAGGUGAUCUCACAAACAGGUGGAUUUGCUUUGGGGUCAGCACAAGUUUUUCUUUCUUUGCAGAUUUAUCAGUUUGUGUCUCAGGAUACCACUUAUACAUUGGCACGAUGGGUUGCUACUCCUUUAUCAAAGUGAUGAUGAUUUUAUUCAACACUCUUAUAUUUCUCGGUGGAGGAACACUGCUGGGUAUUGGAAUCUGGGUGGCUGUGGACAGUAAAUCCUUCUUAAAUAUAUUUGGUUCAAUAUCUGCUGAUGCCGCUGUCCAGUUUGUAAACGUUGGGUACUUCCUGAUCGCCAUUGGUUCACUUCUUGUUAUCUUGGGCUUCCUCGGUUGCUGUGGGGCUCAGAAAGAAAGCAAGUGCCUCCUACUGAUAUUUUUCUCCAUAAUACUGAUUAUCUUCAUUGCGGAGAUAGCUGGUGCUGUUGUCGCUUUGGUUUAUUCCAAUUUGGCAGAAAGCAUCCUUCAGCCUCUCCUGGCGCCGGUCUUAAAGAAUGACUACGGAAGGAAAGACGAUGUGACCAGAUCCUGGAAUAUGACCAUGCAUGAUUUCAAGUGCUGUGGCUUCACUGGGUACAGUGACUUUGACGGUUCCUAUUACUUGAACCAGACACGCAUGUACCCAUCAUACUGCUGCAACUCCAAUACAUCAGCCGUGUGUUCUCAAGCGGCUGCAAAAACCGCCAACGUUGAGGGUUGUUUUACGUCGCUGUUGGCACUUAUAAAACAGAAUGCAGCUAUAGUGGGAGGUGUUGCAGCUGGAAUCUGUGCACUGGAGCUGGCUGCAAUGGUGGUGUCUAUGUACCUCUACUGUCAACUAGACAAAGGCAAUAGCAUUCACUAACUGGAGGAAGAUUUCUGUACAGUAGUUUUGAUACCUGUGCUUGGUGUGAACUGGCAUUUCAACACAAAGGACUGAACUUGGUGCAAUAUGAUUACAACUGGGCUCAGCAUGGAGCUUACAAUUACCCUUCUUAAAUGGACUCUGUCUGGAUAUAAAUUAUUAAUAAAAAGUUAUAAACAAUAUUGAUCUUCAAAAACUUAAAAAAAAGUUUUAGUUGGAAGCUGUAUUUUAAAAUGAGACAGACUAUUGGCCAGUGGAGUUUAUUAAUCAUCCAAUAGCUGACAGGCUUGGUUUACUUUUUAGAAUUUCCAAGUUUAGUUGUACCAGUUAUGGCAUUCAGAUGCUAAAUCAGAUAUCUAAACAGGCUCAUUAUCUGAAGUCUCUUUUGUAGGAUGACCAAUGACGCUUUGUGUCAUCUCUCUAUAAUUAUUUUUUUUUUUUUUUUUUUUUUUUUAUUUUGGUCUAAAUCUCAGUGCCAAAACUUACCUUGUAUAUUUAAUUGAUUUUCAUGUAUCGGAGGAAAGAAGUGUUUGAUUCUGUAACAUAAAGUGUGAAGAAGCGAUUGUAACAGAAGGAUGCAGGAUAUAAAGCGGGUCUGGAACAUCUCCUCUUCCUUCUCAGUAUGUUUAAUGACUGAAGACGUUUCUCUCUUUAGGAAUAUAAUCUGUGAUGCUACCAGUGGUAUCUGCAGGCUCAGGGCUAGUCUUGUGCAGGUGCCUGCAGGGAAUGUUUGUCAAAGUCAUUGGCUUUUUACUAUAAAACAUCAUAACCAAAAAGUUGCUUUUCUUUAUUAAAAAGUUUCUUUUUAUAUACUAUCCCUCAGUCAUUGCUAUAGCUCUGUAACUGGAGGAUAAAGCAGCAGGCUUUGGUCAAACGCUUUAACCCUGCGAGCGUGUGUAGAGUUCAGACUAAUAGCAUUGGCCCUCACUGUAUGUAAGAACCUCGCCUACUGCUGUAUGCUCCUGGAUUGUGUAUUACAAAAGGGAUGCAGGCUGUCUCUUCAGAAGCUUGAGGGCAAAUUCAUUAUUUUGUACACUGCAUGUUUGGUUUAAUCCCUUUUUUACUGCUACAAUCCACUUACACUGAGUGUCUAGUUUCUCACAUUCAGCAGAACAGUUACUGUACAGAGGGGGCUUAACCUUUUUAUGACGUCAACUGAAGAUCACAACUUUAUGCAUUUUAGUACAAACAAGACUGUCCUGCGGUAUUUAGCACAUGUCUGAUGUCUUGCUGUUUAGUAGAGGUACCCUGGUUGGACAAUUCAUCUGAUAUCAAACACAAUACUUUGUAUCUUGCACUAUUUUCGUUUAGAAUUCUUGAAGCAUUUAACCCUUUUCUACCUGACAUUAAAUUAUUUUCCAUUUGUUAUAAAAUAUUUUGAAAGAUAAUAAAACUACAAAAUUA
Messenger RNA from Bombina bombina (fire-bellied toad), 2263 nucleotides. It is a transcript of the gene TSPAN1, whose product is annotated as tetraspanin 1. The transcript has 8 exons. The record is from RefSeq and is a predicted model, not a curated record. The coding region runs from base 125 to 859 and encodes 244 amino acids. Lineage: Eukaryota; Metazoa; Chordata; Amphibia; Anura; Bombinatoridae. Gene Ontology annotation, cellular component: membrane.